This is a messenger RNA of Daucus carota subsp. sativus, 988 nucleotides long. RefSeq names its product casparian strip membrane protein 3. The transcript has 3 exons. The record is from RefSeq and is a predicted model, not a curated record. Lineage: Eukaryota; Viridiplantae; Streptophyta; Magnoliopsida; Apiales; Apiaceae. Bases 80 to 745 code for a protein of 221 amino acids.
UCAUCAGAUUAAUCACCAUUACAAAGCAUUAAACCAUAUUGUUUCCAAACAAACAGUACAUUAAUUAUCUGAUAGUCCAAUGGAUUCUUCACAGAAGAGCGGAGAAAUGGCGAUUAAUAUUAAUGAAACAAAAUCCGCAGAGAUAAAACCUUCCAAAUCAAAAUCCGGCAAAGGGAAAGCUGCUGCUCUCGGUCCUCCUAUCAUCGUAGCUGCAACAAAAGCCACCAGUGAUCCGAAAGGCGGGUGGAAAAGAGGCGUGGGGAUCUUCGACUUCGUGUUGAGAUUGGCUGCCAUUGGUGCAGCUUUAGCUGCAACUGCUACUAUGGGAACCACUGAUCAGACUCUCCCGUUCUUCACUCAGUUCCUUCAGUUUCAAGCUAGCUAUGAUGACCUCCCCGCUUUCACGUAUUUCGUUAUUGCAAACGGGGUAGCUAGCGCAUACCUAGUUCUCUCACUGCCGUUCUCCAUUGUUUGCAUCGUUCGUCCACAUGUAGUAGGAGCAAGGCUUCUCCUUCUGAUCUUAGACACUGUGAUGGUAGCUCUGACCACAUCUGGUGCUGCAGCUGCUGCUUCCAUAGUUUAUUUGGCACACAAUGGGAAUCCGAACACAAACUGGAACGCGAUAUGUCAGCAGUUCAAUGACUUCUGUCAGAGGGUGAGUGGAGCAGUGGUGGCAUCCUUCAUCACAGCUCUCAUCUUCGUGUUUCUUGUUGUCUUGUCUGCAGUGGCUCUUCGAAGAAACUGAUCAUUUCUAUAUUGUGUUAGUAGUGGCUAUAUACUUUCAUUUACUUCAAGAGUUUAUUAGAACUACAUUUACUGUGUGAAUGCUGUUGUUUUGGUGUCAUGUAAUUGAGAUGUAUUUCGAGUGGGAAUUGUUGCCUUGCUUCAUUGAUUUUAUGUUCACAUAUAGGUUUGAAUAUUGCAACUCAUAUUACAUAGUUGUCACAUGAUAGAUGAAUUGCACGAAAAUACUCCAUUUCUCGUUUUA